AAAAAAUGGCUAUAGCAAAAAAUUUGCAUGGGCCAGAAAGAAAUGCUGGCAGGGAGAAUAACAUGCAGUUUUCAAAAAUUAUGACUGCUGUAUUUGCAUCAAAAUUGAUUUUCAGAAAAUGCUUAAAAACUGUCAGUCCAGCCUGCGUUAACUAUCUGCAUGUGUCAGUUAAAAAAGUUGGCACGCAUGAUUAUGAUGCUAUUGAUUACGCUGUUCCAGCUAACAGUAUGCAAGAUUUUAUUAGAAGUCCAAGUAUUUUAAAUGAAAUUCGAAAGAACACAGGAGCAGUAGUGAGACCCAAAGAUCUAGAUGAAAGUAAUUUAUUAAUUGUAGGCAGUGCAGUGCAAGUUAAAAUAGCCACACAACAAAUCAAGGCACUCAUUGAUGGGACAAAUCCUCCGAAAUCUGAAGACAUGUUUAGCGAACAGAAUAAAAAAUUAAUUUGGCACGGUUACAAACGUAAUUUCAAAGGUCAAUACCCACCUGCUAAGCCUCGUAAGAAAUGCAUUAGAUGUGGUGGUAAAAUGAUAUCUGGAAAUCCCUGCCCUCUAUGUCAGUUAAAACUUAAAUCCAACUAUGACAUACACUAUACUGAUGUUGAAAUAUUAAAUCAUUUUAUUUGUCCACAUACAUGGAAUAUACUUGAUCCAUUUAUUACAGGCGUUUGCAAAAGGCAACAAACUAUUGUGGAAGCUGCAAUAGCAAAAGCUCGUUUGUACGGUUUACUUCCAUUUACAUUGCCACUUCCAAGUGACGAGCCUACCAAACAUAAACCUGCUGGCGUCCCAACUGAUCGAAAAAUUAAAGUUAAAAUGCACUAACUGUAUUUUACUGGCUUGUUUAAAAGAGAGACAACAAAUUGUAAAAUUUUACGCCUUUUCUACUAAAUAAUUAUAAUGUAGAUAUUGGACCUAAUAAUCUAUCUUUUGGUUAUUUAUGAUAUUUCUGAGGUGGUUAAAUAAAAGAAGUUAUAAAAAUGUUC
Hydractinia symbiolongicarpus is the source of this 982-nucleotide messenger RNA. RefSeq lists its product as uncharacterized. The transcript is spliced from 2 exons. Gene Ontology annotation, biological process: mitochondrial translation. NCBI's taxonomy places the organism in Eukaryota, Metazoa, Cnidaria, Hydrozoa, Anthoathecata, Hydractiniidae. The record is from RefSeq and is a predicted model, not a curated record. Gene Ontology annotation, molecular function: structural constituent of ribosome. The coding region runs from base 6 to 821 and encodes 271 amino acids. Gene Ontology annotation, cellular component: ribosome; mitochondrion.